GCGCGGGCGCCUGCCCCCAGCAUGGCCUGGCGAAGCUGGCCGGUGCCGUGGCUGUGGGUCGCCGGCUCUGGGCUGCUGUUCCUCGUCUUCGUCCUGCUCGCGAGCCCCCGCAGCUGCCGAGCGCAGCGGACCCUCAGCGGCUUACCCAUGGCGCGCAGCAAGAGGCUGCUGUUUCGAAUCGGGUACAGCCUGUACACCCGCACCUGGCUCGGGUACCUCUUCUACCGCCAGCAGCUACGCAGGGCUCGGAAUCGCUACCCCAAAGGCCAUUCCAGAACCCAGCCCCGCCUCUUCAACGGGGUGAAGGUGCUUCCCAUCCCGGUCCUGUCAGACAACUACAGCUACCUCAUCAUCGACACCCAGGCCCGGCUGGCUGUGGCAGUGGACCCUUCAGACCCCCAGGCCGUGCAGGCUUCCAUUGAAAAGGAAGGCGUUAACUUGGUUGCCAUUCUCUGCACCCACAAGCACUGGGACCACAGUGGAGGGAACCGUGACCUCAGCCGGCGGCACCAGGACUGCCGGGUGUAUGGGAGCCCUCAGGAUGGCAUCCCCCACCUCACCCAUCCCCUGUGUCAUCAAGAUGUGGUCAGUGUGGGGCGGCUGCAGAUCCGGGCCCUGGCCACCCCUGGCCACACGCAAGGCCAUCUGGUCUACCUACUGGAUGGGGAGCCCUACAAGGGCCCUUCCUGCCUCUUCUCAGGGGACCUGCUCUUCCUCUCUGGCUGUGGACGGACCUUUGAAGGCACCGCAGAGACCAUGCUGAGCUCGCUGGACACCGUGCUGGGGCUGGGUGAUGACACUCUGCUGUGGCCUGGUCACGAAUACGCGGAGGAGAACCUGGGCUUCGCGGGGGUGGUGGAGCCGGAGAACCUGGCCCGGGAGCGGAAGAUGCAGUGGGUGCAGAGGCAGCGAAUGGAGCGCAGGAGCACGUGCCCAUCCACCCUGGGAGAGGAGCGGUCCUACAACCCGUUCCUGAGGACCCACUGCCUGGUGCUGCAGGAGGCCCUGGGGCCAGGCCCAGGUCCCACGGGGGACGACGACUACUCCAGGGCCCAGCUCCUGGAGAAGCUUCGCCGUCUGAAGGAUCUGCACAAGAGCAAGUGACCCCCCCACCCUACCCCGGCCCACCUCCACGGUGGGGAGGCUGCCGUCACCCUCAUCACCCCAUCCUUCUCACUGCUGCCACCCCCACUUCCAUCAGCGCCCAUGGUGGGCUUUAGUCCCCCAUGCUGGUGGGGGACAGAGGGAGGACACCGAGAGACCGAGAGGAAGGGAGCUGGAGGAAGGCGCGGAGACGCCGGGAGCGAGACUGAGUUACCAAGGGCGAGAGGAGAGGAGGGACCGUGCCCGCUCCAGAUGCAGCUGGCAGAGACUCCUCUGCCAGGGCACAGAGGACAUGGAGCCGCUGGCUGGGAGGUUCCUGCUGCCACUGCAGCCCCGUCAUCCAGGGUGGCAGGAGCCGUGAAGAAGUUUGAGUCCAUCUUCCCCCUCCUCCCAUCAGAGUUGGGAAAGAAGCUCAGUCCCUGAAAGUGGCCUGCGGCGUGGCCCCAUGGAAGAGUGACCAGUCUGAGGGGCGACAGGGAUGCUGCCCCUCCUCCCAAGCCUCCCUGCCCUGCCCCCACGAAGGCACUUUUCCUCUAGCGCCAUUUCUAAGAAGGGUGACAGGGCUGCUUGUCUGGCUGUCAGAUGUCUCUGCUGAAUGGCUCCCCUGCAGCCUGGGGGAGGCGGGGCCCUGGUUGCCAAGGAAAGCCAGACCCCGGGCUGAGGAGACACCAGAGAGGGACUGUGACAGCCAUGUAGGUCCCACUGCUCCCUGCACAGCUGGCCUGGGCUUGCUGGCUGGCCUCUGCCCCUGCCCUGGGCCUAAAGGGCCCCUUCUUCCCAGAGGAGAGAGUGCCACCGCCGGUCAUGGCCACUGCGGGUGUCCUCAUCUGGUCCUUGUUCUUAGGAACCUCUGCCUUCCUCCAGCUCCUCUUUUUCCUCACCCCUUCCCUCUUUUAAUCAAUAGACCUUCAACUAGCCCUUCGCAGUUUGCCAAGAACACCCCCGUGCCAUUUCUCAUGUGCUCCCUGGCUCCAUCCCACCUGGGGUACGGGGUCCUCGAAGCUGAGCACAGAACUCAGAAGUCCAAAAGCAAAGAGAGCCGAGUGAGCCGGAGCUCCCAGGACCCCGCCGGCCCUUCCCCUCUGCGCAGACCCUCAGCUCAGUUUCUCCCCGGACCGCCGGUCCAGGUCCCUCUAGAGCCUCCACGAGCAGCAGAACUGGGCCCAGCCCAGAACUUUCUCUCUGCGUCCAGGCCCUUCCUCAGGCUCUGCUCACUCUGGUGAGCCUCUGAGAUGCCCUGCCCUCAGUCUCCCCUCAUCGGCCUCUGCCCCUCUCUCCAGCCAUAGCCUCUGGUACCAACUCUAGCAAUACGGCCAGAAUAGUUAGUCCCCACCCGCGAGACAUGCAGUUCCCUGCCUCUGUGCCUUCGCUCACGCUGUCUCUUCAGACUGGAAUGCCUUUCCCCCGCUCCUCCUGCCUUGUUUGCCUGGCAAACACCUUUUCAUCUCUCUCCAUCUCCCUCAUAGGUCCCCCCUCCUCCAGGAAGACCACCCCCAUGCCCCACCCCUUCCAGGCUACCUCUGCUCUUUGUAAAUGCUUCUCCCAUGGCACUUACACACCCACAAUGUAUUUUACUUGUUUACAUGUUUGUCUCCCCUUCUAGACUGUGAACCUUUCAGGGCAUGGACUGUAUCUUAUGCAUCUAUGUAUUUCUGUGCCUAGCACGGUGCCUGGCACACAAUAGGCGCUUAAUAAAUGUUGAAUGAAUG
This is a messenger RNA of Condylura cristata (star-nosed mole), 2813 nucleotides long. It is a transcript of the gene PNKD, whose product is annotated as paroxysmal nonkinesigenic dyskinesia. Gene Ontology annotation, molecular function: hydroxyacylglutathione hydrolase activity. Gene Ontology annotation, cellular component: mitochondrion. The record is from RefSeq and is a predicted model, not a curated record. Lineage: Eukaryota; Metazoa; Chordata; Mammalia; Eulipotyphla; Talpidae. The coding region runs from base 22 to 1104 and encodes 360 amino acids. The transcript has 9 exons.